Molecule: messenger RNA, 1718 nt
Organism: Hyaloscypha bicolor E
Lineage: Eukaryota; Fungi; Ascomycota; Leotiomycetes; Helotiales; Hyaloscyphaceae
Exons: 1
Coding region: 352-1395 (347 amino acids)
Source: RefSeq, a predicted model, not a curated record
UCAGUCCGCCGACCAUGCUGCUUUCAGCUCUCGGUCGCGGGCGACAAUGAAUCGGCCCUCGACGCGAACUUGUGAGGGUGAGGAAUCGAAGAUAACCUUGCUCUGUACUCCCAAGCGACCAGUCUCUCGCCAAGACUGCGUGGGUAUCCCCUUCCCCUUCCCCUUCCCCUGCGCCUGCACCCGCACCUGCGCCCGCACCUGCGCCCGCCCCGCUGCUGCACUUGAGUGUCUUGUUGGUUGCGCUUCUCAAUCUCCUUUCAACACUCCUUCUGCUCUCCGUCUGUCCUCUCACUGUCGUUCUCGUUCUCGUUUUCGUUUUCAGUUCGAUCAAUUUGUUGCGCAAGCACUCUCAUGGCGAGCACGCUCAUCACGACGACCCGAACCCUCACGCCUGUGAUCCUUCCCGCGUCACCUAUCGCGCAGCCUGCGCAGGCUGACAAGAUCAACCUCUUGGCUUCAGGUUCAACAACACGGCACCUCCUCUCCUCCCUCCCUCCCACAGCCAUAAUGUCUGCUCCGUCGUCGACCUCCCCUCCGCCUCCGCCCCCGAUGCCCGGCGGCGGCCUCUCGAUCGGCGCGAAAGCAGGCAUCGCGGUCGCGAUCGCCGUGUUGGUCGUCCUGGUCGUGUCCCUCUGUAUCUGUCUGCACAUCUCCUACCGCAACAAACGCCUAAAACCCUACCGACAAGACAAGACAUUUCAAACUACAUAUCCGGGGCAAAUACCCUACGCAUUCCAGAAUAACAAUAUAGGACAAGGAGAAGGAAGGGCGCCGCUGCUGAGAGAUGGGAGUUACAUGGACGUAUCAACGCGAAACGGGUCCUCGGUGUCGGCGCAAUCGAGUCCGUAUCUGGGGAGUCCGGAUAUGGGAGGCUACUCGCCAGGCGGGAUGGAAAGACUACAAUACUCACCGGGCGGAAUGGAGACCCUUCCUCCGCCGGGACGAGAUGAUUUAAAACAGACGCGCUCGGGGGGCUCGAAUAACGGUUAUCUAAGUCCUAAUUUCCUCAGCCCCGCAAGUCCGAACCUAGAGUCGAAGCUCGAAAAUGAGCGCUGGCGAGAAUCGCACUCCAUGGCGGGGUACUUUGAGAAUCAGCAGGUGGCAGCGGAGCCGAGACUCAGUCCGGGCGACAAGAUGAUUGCGGAGUGGCGGAAGGCCGAGAUUGAGAACGCGAGGGAGAGGAGUCGGAGCACGAGUCGAGAACCGCAUCCCAUGGCCGAUUAUCAGAUGGCGUUGCCGCCGUUCUACCCAAAGGGGUUUAAGGAUAUCAAUGGGGAGGAGGAGGACGGGGGGAAGAGGAGGAGUCUGAAGGCGGAGGCCGAGAGGCUGUUGAGGCCGGAGAUACAUGAGAUGGAUGUUGGGGAUGCGGAGCGGGGGCGGGGACAUGAUAGAUGAUAAUGAUAUGAUCAUGGCUAUUUUUGUUACGAUGUUGCAUUUCUGCGGAGAUAUCCAUUGGUGGUGCAGGAGAGCGAAGAGGUGGGUGGGUUUAUGGCGUUUUGAUGAGCGAGGCGUUCUGGUCAUCUGGGUUCUAGAGGCGGCAUUCUCAAUACAAGUUAACUGAACUUUCAAGUUGUUCUUCCCAGACAACCCGCACACGACUUCAGGGUAGCUGCGCCAUGGAGCAUAGAUACCACCACAAUGCUCACUUGGCUCUCCCACUUUCCCCUUUAAGCGAAGCAAAGCAAAGCACCCCAUCCCAUCCCAUCAGAAACGAGUAU